GGACAACAGGUGGAAAGUCAGACUCAGCAGGUCAUUCAGGACUGAUCUGUUGCUGUUGAAGAGGGCGUGUUCAUAUCCGAGUCGCUUCCUUAAUGUUUAGGCAACUACGCACUUCUUCUCUUCCGUCUCAGAACAAGCGGCAGGAAUGGCCUCAGGUGUAGCCAUCAGUGAUGAGGUGGUAACCCACUAUGAAGCAAUCAAGGUGCGCUUCCAAGGUGCCAACGAGAAAGAAAGAUUUAAAUUAGUAAUCAUGCGUUUGAGUGAAGACCAAAAGAGCAUCAUAGUGGACCACGAAAACUGCCUGAGAGUCAAAGAUGUGGAGAACACGGGGGACGUCUUUAAGACGGUCAUCAGUAAGCUUCCUUCCAAAGAGUGCCGCUACGCCCUGUACGACUGCACCUAUAUGAACAAGGAGAGUGUGAAGGAGGACCUGGUCUUCAUCUUUUCUGCCCCUGAGGACGCCCCCAUGAGGAAUAAAAUGGUCUAUGCAAGUUCAAAGUCUGCUGUCAAGGCCAAAAUGCCAGGUUUGAAAUUUGAGUGGCAAAUUAAUGACCACGCAGACAAAGAAGCAUACUGUCUUGUGGAGAAACUUGGUGGGCGGGAUGUUGUAAAGUCUUUGGAGGGGAAAAGUGUGUAAAAUUACACCAAAAAGACCACUGACCCAACACCCCACUAUCAGCCUUUUGGUCAAAACGAAAGAUUUUUACCUCUGAGAAAUGUGUUUUGGGGGAAUAAUUAAUAAUAAACUUUGUAUUUCAUUGGAA
Messenger RNA from Rhinichthys klamathensis goyatoka, 764 nucleotides. It is a transcript of the gene cfl1l, whose product is annotated as cofilin 1 (non-muscle), like. Gene Ontology annotation, biological process: cell motility; actin filament fragmentation; actin filament severing. Lineage: Eukaryota; Metazoa; Chordata; Actinopteri; Cypriniformes; Leuciscidae. The record is from RefSeq and is a predicted model, not a curated record. Gene Ontology annotation, molecular function: actin filament binding. Gene Ontology annotation, cellular component: actin cortical patch; cytoplasm; actin cytoskeleton. Bases 146 to 637 code for a protein of 163 amino acids. The transcript is spliced from 4 exons.